AUGGCGGUUAAUAUCAUGCUAGUUGAGUCAACGGAACCAAGUUCCACUGCAACAACUGAACCUUCUAAAUUAAGUAUCGCAGAAUCAUUAUCGAAAGUAAGUAGAGCCACAUUUUCGUUUAUGGAAAAAAGGCAAGCUCACAAUGUAUUUGAGGACGGCUUAGAUAUGACCCCAGAUGAUAUAAUUGACCCUGAUUACGUGACAAUGUUCGACACCUUUUCACAUGCGGCUUUUGAGAGCAAACCACGUGCUAGGAGCGACCUUGCUCUAAAAGCCAAGUCGAAAUCAGCAGCCGAUAUGGGCAUGAAAGUUUACGCCACCACAAUCUCCCUUGACGACAUUCAUAUCGACCACACACAGAAUACUGAAGAGGGCUUCGUUCCUGACGUCGACUUAGAUAGAGCACCAUCUGCUUUUUAUUUACCAAAAGAAUAUCCAAUCAUGUCUUACCCACCAGAAAUAUUUAUUGUUCUCAAAGAAACAGAAACUGUGUUUAUGUUUGAACUGCCCUGUUUCUCAUAUGAGAAAUCAACCCCUGAAGGAGCAAAAGUCGAAGAGGAAAAUGAAUUUUACCAGUACAUAACAGUAGGAAAAGGUAGAAAUAGGAAAAUGGUGGUAGAGGAAACUCAAACAAAGGAAUAUGUUAGCCAGACUCGCCACACGUUAGCUACGAGACCACAGAAGAAAAAUGCCAUAGUUUUUGCUUCUAUGUGGGAUAUGCACGACACUUAUUCAAAACUCGCAAAUGUUAAAGCACCUGAAGAACCCGAUGAGAUGGUAAUGUAUCAAUCUGCUGCUCCAACGCUACUGCGCAAGAAAACAAAGAAAGUUGAAAAUGUUUCAGAGAAAAAGGGGAAAACAUUUGAUGAUAUAGCAACAAGCCCAGAAUUUCUGGAUGCUGUACUGUUGACAGAACGCGUUCUCUCUACGUUAGAAUAUUCUGAUCAGCAGAAGAAGUUUAGAGGACUGGUUACAAUAGACCCUCUUUCACUCGACUUAGUUUAUGUUUAUUCGAUGAAGCCGCUUUGGACAUUAGAAUGUGAAGAGACUGCUAACAGACCAAUCACAAGCAUUUCCUUUAAUCCUAAGAAUAAUAAUAUUUUAGCAGUUGGUCAUGGAAAGUACGCAUAUGCAGAACGAUUCUCCGGCUUGGUGUGCAUUUGGUGCACUAAGAAUCCCUGUAAACCUGAAAGAUUGUACCAUUUCCCAGAUCCUCUUACGUCAGUAGCUUUUUCUGAUAAAAAUCCCAAUUGGUUAGCAUGUGGCUUUGCUAACGGCGAUGUCUUAAUAUUGGAUAUAACAUCAUAUCCCAUUAAAACGAUAGCGAAAAGCAAGCGGGAUACUAACCCAUGUUUCGAGCCUAUUUGGGCGUUGAGUUGGCGAAACAUAGAUAGAGACAAUCAAUAUUUAAUGACAACUUGCCAAGAUGGGAGGAUAAAUAAAUUCACGAGCACAAAGACGCAUGAUUUCAUAUGCACACCGAUGAUGCGAAUAUCCACAGUUGAAGGUCAAAUGAAGGGGCUAGAAACGCCGAAGCAAUGUUUGAAAACAGACAUUCCGAUAACAAGAUACCCAGCCGCGCUUUGUAUGAAGUGGCAUCCUACAGUCGAUCACGUUUAUCUCGUAGGAACUGACGAAGGUUGCAUUCACAAAUGUUCGACGCAUUAUUUAAACCAGCACAUGGACGUCUACAGAGCUCAUUCUGGUCCAGUUUAUAGUAUGGAAUAUUCACCAUUCAUGAAUUCAUUGCUGGUUUCGUGUGGCGCGGAUAACGCAAUUAGGUUAUGGAUAGAAGGAAUGGACGAUGUUAUAAUGACUUUGAACUGUCCGAGUGCAGUGUUCGACAUAGCUUUCUGUCCGAUAAAUUCGACUAUUUUAAUAUCAGCAAGCGGUAAUGUAUUAUCAAUUUGGGAUUUGCGCCGUAAAACUCAUAUGCCGUGUGCCGAAUACACGUUUCCACCUCAGGUGUCUCUAAUGUACAUUAAGUUUUCUCCAUCGGGUGAUAAUGUUUUUGUAGGAGAUACAUUAGGCCGAGUACAUACAUUCCAUUUAGAAGAUACUCCCAUACCGCCUUUCUAUCAACGGCAAUUAUUAGAUGAAGCGAUAAAGAAAGCCUUAUGUACUCGACCACAGUUAUUGAAACAACUCGACAAGUUGGAAAAAUUUAAGGAGAAAUAUUCAAAGUGAUGAC
This is a messenger RNA of Colias croceus (clouded yellow), 2191 nucleotides long. RefSeq names its product dynein axonemal intermediate chain 4. The record is from RefSeq and is a predicted model, not a curated record. The coding region runs from base 1 to 2187 and encodes 728 amino acids. The transcript is spliced from 2 exons. Gene Ontology annotation, cellular component: axonemal dynein complex. Gene Ontology annotation, biological process: cilium movement. NCBI's taxonomy places the organism in Eukaryota, Metazoa, Arthropoda, Insecta, Lepidoptera, Pieridae. Gene Ontology annotation, molecular function: dynein light chain binding; dynein heavy chain binding.